GCACAGGCAGCAGCGAGAGCAGCAGCAGCAACAAACUCUCUCCUGUCUUUUUCUCUUCUUUCCGGAGUUGCUCGCCGCUCAGAGGACGAAAGCCAAGGAAGUAGGAGGGAAGUGAUCAGGGGCUGAUAGCUGCCAUCAAAAACAAAACCUAAUCGCAGACCUGGCUGCCCCCAUGCCUAUCGAAUUUGUUUGCAAAAUCAAAUUUGCAGAGGAGGAUGAGAAGCAGAAAAGCAAGCAGGAUGGGGACAGGGAGAGCCUGAUCGAGGAGAGCUGCACACCUCCGGCCAAGGACUUGGCCGGGUUCGCUAACUCCUGCUCCCUCCAUGGGAUUAACCACAUCUUUGUCUCUGGCCGCCUGGGCAUCCGGCAGACUCUUUGGGCUCUUGCCUUUUUGACUUCACUCGCGCUGUUUCUGUACCACGCGGCUAAGUGUGCCAUUUCUUACCUGGAGCACCCUCAUGUCACAGCGCUCAAUGAAGAGGCGACCCCCGAGAUGGUUUUCCCCGCUGUGACCAUCUGCAACAUCAAUCGCUUUCGCUUCUCCGCUCUCACCGACGCUGACAUCUACCACCUGGCUAACUUGACGGGUCUACCCCCCAAAAACAGGGACGGGCACAAACCCACUGAUUUAAUGUAUCCUGCCCCUGACAUGCAGGACAUCUUCAACAGGACAGGACAUCAGUUAGAAGAGAUGCUUAUGAGCUGCAAUUUCAGCGGGCAGAACUGCUCGGCCGAGGACUUCUCUGUGGUUUACACCAGAUAUGGGAAAUGCUACACAUUUAAUGGCAACAAGACAACGUCCAGGAAAACCAAGCAGGGCGGAAUGGGAAAUGGGCUGGAGAUUAUGUUGGAUAUUCAGCAGGAUGAGUAUCUGCCCAUCUGGAGAGAGACAAAUGAGACGUCUCUGGAGGCCGGCAUUCGAGUUCAGAUCCACAGUCAGGACGAGCCUCCCUACAUCCACCAGCUGGGCUUCGGCGUCUCCCCGGGUUUCCAGACCUUUGUUUCAUGUCAGGAGCAGAGGCUGACCUACCUGCCCCAGCCCUGGGGGAACUGCCGCUCCACCAGCAAAGAGAAGUUCCCAGGAUACGACACGUACAGCAUCAGCGCCUGUCGACUGCUCUGCGAGACCAACGAGGUCCUGCGAGUGUGCAAGUGCAGAAUGGUGCACAUGCCCGGAACUGCAGCUAUCUGCCCUCCCAGUAAAAUCAACUGUGUUGACAAAGCACUUGCGCAGUUACAGAAGAACAGCGGCGACACCUGCCCAUGCGAGACGCCCUGUAAUCUCACCCGCUACGGAAAAGAGCUCUCCAUGGUCAAAAUCCCCAGCAAGGGCUCGGCGCGCUAUCUCUCCAGGAAAUACGACAAGUCGGAGGACUACAUCAGAGACAACUUCUUGGUCUUGGAUAUCUUCUUUGAAGCUUUGAACUAUGAAACAAUCGAGCAGAAGAAAGCAUAUGAUGUUGCAGGUUUAUUAGGUGACAUCGGUGGACAGAUGGGUCUUUUCAUAGGAGCCAGCAUCCUGACAGUCUUAGAAAUACUGGAUUAUAUCUAUGAGGUGAUCAAGCACCGGCUACAGCGUCUGCUGAGGCCGCAGAAAGAGGAGAAGAAGAACAAGCAGCCGACCAGCACAGUGGCAACGGUGGGUCUCGAGGAAAUGAAAGCAAAGGAGCCCAACGACAUGACACGGAGUCACCCAGAGGGGGCGUACGCCAACACCAUCCUCCCCAACCACCACAUCCCCCUCCCCCACCCCCACCCACACCCCCACCCACACCCACACCCUCCACACCACCACCGCGCCGGGCACCACGGAGUGUUCGAGGACUUCGCUUGCUAAAAGCUCCGAACCAUCGUUUCCAGUCCUGGUGACAACAAAAGAUAAGAGCUGUCCGUGCUGAGAUCGAUAACAGACCCCCGGCAUUUCCGUCAUUCCUUUGCUGUCACCAGUGAAAAGCUACAGCCAAAGUCAAAACACCAAACUUGUGCUGCUACAAACCACUUGUACGUACAGUAUGUAGGCACAAAUCGGACACCGCUUCUUUUUUUCCU
This is a messenger RNA of Salarias fasciatus (jewelled blenny), 2049 nucleotides long. It is a transcript of the gene asic4a, whose product is annotated as acid-sensing (proton-gated) ion channel family member 4a. Gene Ontology annotation, cellular component: plasma membrane. Bases 173 to 1837 code for a protein of 554 amino acids. NCBI's taxonomy places the organism in Eukaryota, Metazoa, Chordata, Actinopteri, Blenniiformes, Blenniidae. The transcript is spliced from 10 exons. Gene Ontology annotation, molecular function: ligand-gated sodium channel activity. Gene Ontology annotation, biological process: sodium ion transmembrane transport. The record is from RefSeq and is a predicted model, not a curated record.